Molecule: messenger RNA, 1327 nt
Organism: Camponotus floridanus (Florida carpenter ant)
Lineage: Eukaryota; Metazoa; Arthropoda; Insecta; Hymenoptera; Formicidae
Exons: 7
Coding region: 335-1288 (317 amino acids)
Source: RefSeq, a predicted model, not a curated record
AAAGUACGGCUCUCGCAAAUAAAAAAAUAUUUAUGCAAUAAUUCAUUGUGUCGCGAGCUAUCGAAUAUUUUAUUAAAAAACAGCCGAGUUUUGUGUUUCAAAGAAUAAAAUUAACAAACGAAUGUGUGUCGCCUCUCGAGCAAAUUCGCAUUUAAUUUGCAAAAGUGUGACACUUGAAUUACACAAUCUGGAUGCCUCGCCGAUUUCUCAACAUCGCUACGACAAGUCCACGUGAUUUUAUUAUGAAGUGUCGACUCGGCAAAUCGCCGAGUUGGGAUUUUGAAGCGACAUUGACGAAAGUCCGAAGUAAUACAGUGUGAUAAAGUUUGGUAGAAUGUCAAAAGCCAAGUACGAGGACAGAAUUCCUUUCUUCCUGGACGAAAGCGAGGUCAGGAUUGUUGAUGUGCCGUAUAUGUACAGCGAAGGUCCCAUUCAGAGUGCUCAAUACAAUUCCCCGAUGCUCAAGGGUGCCGCACAUCAAUUAAAAAGAUGGCCGAACGACUUGUUCUCCUCAUUCAUGACAGCGUGUCUCAUCAUUAGCGGCUUAGUCCUUUUUGCUUUCGUCACGGCAAUAUUUUGCUCCCCCGCAAUUAGCGAUGAUAAUUGCUGUGAAUAUAAUAUCUUCGAAGAUGAGCGUAAAUUAAAUGUCUAUUUCGUGAAAGAAGCUACGCAAGUUUGGUCCAAAAAAGAAUUCUGCUAUAUCGAGGCUGCAGCGAGAGAGCAACCUGAUCUGAAUAUACACUUGAUUAAUUUGAUGCGUACUUCCGAUGCGUUAAACAUCCCGGAAGCUCAUUUCAAAAUAGCACUAGCCACUCAAAAUACUAAUAUUCGCAUAGCCGAUUUAUCGAUUGACGAAUUUUUCAGCAAGUCAAAAUUAUUAAGCGUUGCAAACAAUUUGAACAACGGAUUAUUGCUGAUGGCAGCAAGAGCAUAUUUACUUUGGAAUUCGCCCGGAGUUGCUAUGCAGCCUAGCACGUAUUGCAACUUGUCGAAAAUGAAUAAAUUUCAAUGGACUAAGGGAGAAAAACGAGAUUACACGUCCAGCAAAUUAAUUACGAUUGACCCGACCAUCGAUUUGCAAGCAACAGAAGUACAAUGUCAAGCAUUUUUAGGAUUUUUAUUAAAGGAAAUAUCGAAAAAUACAACGCUUUAUAAUUUAAAGGACGCCUUACAUAAAUUUUGUCCAAGAAUUGAUAAAUGUCCUGAAGUACAAAUACUUAAUUUAAAAUCACGAUGCUCUGUCAAUGUUUUCGAUUGUCCUACCGUCCAUAUGAUUGAAAAUUUUUAGAAACUUACAAUAUAUAAUUUAAACAUCUUGCCUUUGUAA